AAAGAAACUAUUUAUACAUAGUUUAGCAUUAUUUAAUCAAUUUAGUUCGAAGAUUAAUUUGCAAACAAAAAGACCUCCUUUCGUUAAGCAGUUAUUCAUAAUGGAUUUUUUAAUAGUGGAAGAAAAAAUAGAAAUGAUUUUGAUUUAUGGUGAAGAAGGCAGGAAUCUUGAUGAUGCUGUUAAUAUCUACGCUCAGCGUUUUCCGGAUAAAAUUCGGUCAGGUACUUCAUUUCACCGUACAGUCAAGCAGUUUAAUACAAACGGGAGUGUUCAACCGAAAAAAAGAGUUCGUCGAGCAACAGUCACAGGUGGAAAUGAUGAAAUUAAUUUAUUAGCAGCAACGGCCGCUAAUCCUCAUGCAAGCACACGAGAAUUAUCUAGAGAUUUGGGAAUAUCCCAGAGCAGUGUUAGCAGAAUAUUAAAACGAAAUAAAUAA
Molecule: messenger RNA, 436 nt
Organism: Brassicogethes aeneus
Lineage: Eukaryota; Metazoa; Arthropoda; Insecta; Coleoptera; Nitidulidae
Source: the annotation of a GenBank genome assembly